UGAACUCGUGCCAUUGUAGUGACUCAUCUCGGGCAGAGCGCAGGGGCUCCGAGCGAAGCGACGGGCAAGUGAACGGCGCUCGGCGGGCCGGGGAGAGAGGCAGAGAGGCGCGGCCGGGCGAGGCGGCCCGUCCCGGAGCGGGCGCCGGGGAAGGGGUGCAGUCGGGCGCCGCAGCGGCGGUACGGGCAGCGGGGCCGCGUCCUUCUCAGCGCCAGCUCGGCUGGAACCGCGCGGGCCGGGCACGGGCUACCUUCUUCCCGCAAGUGUCCGAGCCGCUCCGAAACUCCGGCGGCGAGUCGGCCACAGGAAGUUUAUUCUCAGCUCCUUUUCUAAAAGGAGGAAAUAGAAGUUUCUCCCGGCGGGCAGCCUUUCUUUUCGCCUUUUUUUUUUUGUUUUGUUUUGUUUUGUUUUGUUUUUUCUUUGCCUUGUCUGAAAUCGGGGGGCCCCCGGACCUGGCAGUCGUGAUCCGCCGGGCUCUUAUUCUUUUUUUUUUUUUAAUUUUCAGUUUUUGAUCGGACCGGCUGUCCCGGCUGGGCUCCGACUGCGCGCGGGAGCGGGAGGGCGCGCGCAGGGGAGGGACCCAGGGACGCGCGGACUUUUAGAGGGAGGGACUGGGGGGCCUGCCGGUCCCGCGGCGCUCGGAGGGCAGGAAAGCAGCGCAGCGCGAGGCGCUCGGGAGGCACGGUUCCCGGGCUGUCGCCGCCUCCCGUCCGCACCCGCCACCGUCGGGGAGCAACCCGGGAGCGAAGACCAGAGCCCGAGGCGCGGCCGGCAGGGAGCGAGCCCGCAGCAGCCGGUGCGCGGCCGCGGCGAGGGCGGGGGAAGAAAAACACCCUGUUUCCUCUCCGGCCCCCACCGCGGAUCAUGUACCAGGAUUAUCCCGGGAACUUUGACACCUCGUCCCGGGGCAGCAGCGGCUCUCCUGCGCACGCCGAGUCCUACACCAGCGGCGGCGGCCAGCAGAAAUUCCGGGUAGAUAUGCCUGGCUCAGGCAGCGCCUUCAUCCCCACCAUCAACGCCAUCACGACCAGCCAGGACCUGCAGUGGAUGGUGCAGCCCACGGUGAUCACCUCCAUGUCCAACCCGUACCCUCGCUCGCACCCCUACAGCCCCCUGCCGGGCCUGGCCUCUGUCCCCGGGCACAUGGCACUCCCGAGACCCGGUGUGAUCAAGACUAUUGGCACCACUGUGGGCCGCAGGAGGAGAGAUGAGCAGCUAUCGCCUGAAGAGGAGGAGAAACGCCGAAUCCGGAGGGAAAGGAACAAGCUGGCCGCAGCCAAGUGCCGAAACCGCCGCCGGGAGCUGACGGAGAAGCUGCAGGCGGAGACAGAGGAGCUGGAGGAGGAGAAGUCAGGCCUGCAGAAAGAGAUAGCCGAGCUGCAGAAGGAGAAGGAAAAGCUGGAGUUCAUGCUGGUGGCCCACGGGCCUGUGUGCAAGAUCAGCCCCGAGGAGCGCCGAUCGCCCCCCGCCUCCGGGCUGCCGGCCCUGCGCGGUGGGGGCGGGGGAGUGGGUGCCGUGGUGGUGAAACAGGAGCCCCUGGAAGAGGACAGCCCCUCCUCCUCAUCGGCGGGGCUAGACAAGGCUCAGCGCUCUGUCAUCAAGCCCAUCAGCAUUGCUGGGGGCUUCUACGGGGAGGAGCCCCUGCACACACCUAUCGUGGUGACCUCCACGCCAGCCAUCACUCCAGGCACAUCGAACCUCGUCUUCACCUACCCCACCGUCCUGGAGCAGGAGUCGCCUGCGUCACCCUCCGAGUCCUGCUCCAAGGCUCACCGCAGAAGCAGUAGCAGUGGGGACCAGUCAUCAGACUCCUUGAACUCCCCCACCCUGCUGGCUCUGUAACCCAGCUCCCGGGGGGUCCUCGUCACUGCCUCCUUCCCAGGGACCAGCACCUUCAAGUGCUCCAGGGCCAUGAGGGCAAGAGGGGGACCCUGCCAGAGAGCUGCCCGGCUCUGGGGAGACCUAGGUGGGAUUUUGCUGGAGGACUUCAGCGAUCUCUUAGAAGUCAUGGGACCUCCUCCCUUGUUCAUCUUGCAAAGCAAAUCCUGUUUCUUGAAAAGCCUUGGAAAACUCGGUUUGGUGGACUCAGGCAUCUCUCCGGCUUCUGAAGAGCCUGCGGCUGGUAUGGACCGUUCCUGUCCCUUUGUUACGCUACGUCUCUGGAGUGAUGGUGUCCUUCCCCGCCCCACCCAGCAUGCUCAGUGCCUUUUGGUUUCACCUUCCCUCUACUCACCUCUUCCUCCCCCCAGUGUCAAUUUCACUUCCUCUUGGUUUUUAUCAGAUUUGCCAUGACAUUUCAUCUGGGUGGUCUGAAUAUUAAAGCUCUUCGUUUCUGGA
Molecule: messenger RNA, 2337 nt
Organism: Mustela lutreola (European mink)
Lineage: Eukaryota; Metazoa; Chordata; Mammalia; Carnivora; Mustelidae
Gene: FOSL2
Product: FOS like 2, AP-1 transcription factor subunit
Exons: 4
Coding region: 865-1842 (325 amino acids)
Biological process (GO): regulation of transcription by RNA polymerase II
Cellular component (GO): nucleus
Molecular function (GO): DNA-binding transcription factor activity, RNA polymerase II-specific; RNA polymerase II cis-regulatory region sequence-specific DNA binding
Source: RefSeq, a predicted model, not a curated record